AUGUGGCUGCUGGAGAAUGAGGAGGCUUUUCAAGGCCGUCGGCUGUGGCUGCGGCCAGGAAAGACCUACCUGUUUGGACGUACAGUGGCUGAGGCCGGCCAAUUGGCAAUUUCUCACAAUACAAUCUCUCGCAAACAUCUCACCAUCACCAUCGACACGGUUGCCGACGGCGAUGCGCUGCAUCCAUCUCGGCGCUCCAAGAUUACAAUCGAAGACCUGGCCACCAAAAUAGGCACCGUGGUCAAUGGGAAGAAGCUAAAGGGCACAAAAUACGUCGUAGAAAAUGGCCAGGAUGUCGAAAUGACAAUGGGAAAGUGUCCAAACAAGUUUCGCCUCGCCUGGACACCAAUCGCAUUCACCUUUUCAUUCUCUAGCAAAGAACUGCAAGCGAAACCGAUCAAUGCCCUUCAAUCUCGAUUCGAGCAACUGGACAUUAAGUUGCUCGUCGACUACAACAUUGACUUUACGACACACGUCGUCGCCAAGAAGCGCAAUACCGCAAAGGGCUUGCAGGCCUUGAUCAAUGGCAAAUUCCUCGUCACCGAGUCUUUUCUUGAUGCAGUCGCGCAGGCUGCAGACUCGGUAGACGAUGGCAAUGGGUCACAAACAUGUGCACUGGAGCAGAAUUUCGACGAAGCGUGGCCAGAUCCUAUGAAGCACCUGCCACCCCGAGGUGGAGAGCCCUUUGAACACCCCGACGACAUAUACACACCAGAUGCAGCCCGAGCGAAUGUUUUUGACGGAUACACAUUCAUUUUCUACGACUCGACGCAGUAUAACAACCUGCUCGCUCCGAUUACGAAUGGAGGAGGCAAAGCAAUGGUUCAAACGGUCAAACCUGGUGAGACUUUGUCGGAUGAAUUCGUCCGAUAUGUCAAAGGUGUCGCUGGAGAAAAGGGCCUCGGAAGCUUUGAUGAUGGAAGCGAAGGUAAAGGUGUCGUGGUCGUGCGAUAUUUGCCCACAAAGGGCGACCAUGUGCAAUGGUACACAGAGUUCAUUACAGCAGUCUCGCUGCGGCUAGAUCAUCGACCAAUCGAACAGAACGAGUUCCUGGAAGCAAUCCUGAUCAAGGAUGCCAACAUGCUGCGCCGGCCCCUAGAGGUAGAAGAGCAAUCCGGUACAUCGUUGAUUCCAUCGCAAGCGCCUCCCUCCGAGGCAUCUUCCGCUCCUGCGGUCGAGCCAGAGGCAAGUACAAGACGACCUCGGAUGAGGAAGCCCGUGAAGAGGCGCUUCAUGGGCUUUGAUGAUGGCUCGGAUAUUGAAAUGGACGAUACAAAACCGCCAGCGGUAGAAACGACUCAGCCAAACGAAGCUGUCGAAGAAGAUGGACUGUUUGUAUCUCAAGAACCCGAUCGCCCCCCCGAGCAUCACUCGAAUGCAACACAAAAGAGAGCCGCAUCGCCGGAAGACGAUCUGAUGCAAGGGAUGGCACCGGCCGCCGCUAGAUUCAAGAGACAAAAGAUUGCCAUGGGUAGCGACUUUGCCGCGGAAACUCCACCUCCACCCCCACCAGAAGCUACAAAGCCAAUCAAGAAGGAAAAGAAAGAGUUGAAUAUUCUCGCCGAAGCCGCAAGACACCGUCAGGAGCAAGAGGCUCGUGCAAGAGCUGAGCAGGAGGAUCUUGCACAGUUGCCUGAUGAUGUUGAUUUGGCGGAAAUUCGGCGACUCAAUAUUGUUGAGGAGAUGGAGCUCCGCAAACCAGAGAGCACCAUGCGCACCAGAGACCAAGAUGUUGCCGACGGCCGCUGGAAUCCGAAAUGGAACGGCGUAAAAAACUUUAAAAAGUUUCGACGUCGUGGCGAAAUAGCUGGCAGACAACCCGCGCGAACAAUCAUUACGGUCGAUGAGGUGCAGAGCAAGAAAUUUGGCGUGGGAGACAACUACUGGCUCGAGGAUGAAACAGCACCGCGCAUCAACUCGGGCAGCCGGCUGCAGUCGGCGCCGCGAGGUGACUCGCUGCCGCCCAUUUCGCGACUAUCCAGCGGCGUGGGCCGCGACGCGCCUGCAGACCAAAACGAGGACAGCGAUGCUGCAAAUCAGGAGGAGGAAGAAGAAGAAGAAGAAGAAGACGAAGAAGAUUCCCAGCCACCUCGCGGUUCCUAUGGCCGGAGAACGGGCGGCAUCCAGGCAAGUGCCAGCUCACGAGGCAGCCGUAGCCAGUCGUCGGUGCAGACGUCGCAGAACUUGGGGAAAAGAGCGGCACCUAGCGCGUUGUCUGGGCAGUCGUCGAAGCGGCAACGGCCGCCGCCGCAGCUGAUUCAAGUGGACGACAGUGAAGAUGACAGUGACGAUGAGCCCAAUUUUAGGUUUGGGAGGAGACGAUGA
Molecule: messenger RNA, 2325 nt
Organism: Beauveria bassiana ARSEF 2860
Lineage: Eukaryota; Fungi; Ascomycota; Sordariomycetes; Hypocreales; Cordycipitaceae
Product: FHA domain-containing protein
Exons: 4
Coding region: 1-2325 (774 amino acids)
Biological process (GO): double-strand break repair via homologous recombination; mitotic G2 DNA damage checkpoint signaling
Cellular component (GO): Mre11 complex
Molecular function (GO): protein binding; damaged DNA binding
Source: RefSeq, a predicted model, not a curated record